This is a messenger RNA of Effrenium voratum, 6588 nucleotides long. The record is from the annotation of a GenBank genome assembly. Lineage: Eukaryota; Dinophyceae; Suessiales; Symbiodiniaceae.
AGCAUGGGGUGGUUUGGGAGCAGCAAAAGCAAUGCGCCCAGCAAGGAUGCGCCUGCGGCAGGUUCAGAGCCGGCAGGCGCGAGGUCGCCCGCUUCCGCGAAGUCGCCCGCCUCCGGCCGCGCUCUGACCUCACUGGGCGGGAGCCCUGGCAGCGAGGCGGGAGGCUUCCGGUGGCCCGAGUUCCCGGCGCAGGUCCCAAAUCCGCGGAAAGCGCGGCAGGUCCUGAUCGUCGGCGCUGACCCGGCUGGGUUGACCCUGGCACUUGCCCUCGCAGCCAAUGGCAUCGCCGUGACGGUGCUGGAGGCCCGGCCCAGCUUGUGUGGCUCGAGCCGCCGCUGCAGCUGGAGUGCCCAGUGUCUGGAGCUUUGGCGCCGCUUGGGCGUGGAGCUGGCGGAGGCGGUGCCGCUGCGGAGGCAACACAUUUGUGUGAAGGAUCCCGCGCAGAAGGCCGUGCUGGUUGUCGAGUCUGACCUGGCAGGCCACAGCGGCAACCUGGGUUCCGCACACCUGCAGCAGUAUCGCCUGGAGUCGCUCCUGCUGGAGGCCCUUGCGAAAGCUGGCGUGCUUCAGGAGGCAGAGCCAGAGGCAGCAGCACCAGAGGCGGUAGCAGCACCAGAAGCGGCAGCGCCAGAGGAGGCAGCGCCAGAGGAGGCAGCGCCGGAAGAGGCAGCGCCCGAAGAGGCGGCAUUGGUGGACAUCCACUGGCAAAUGUCAGUUCAGGAGAUCACCGUCCAGGAUGAGGCUGUGCUGGUGAAGGCCACCUCGCCCGCGGGCAGCGUGGAGCUGCUGGCGCCCUAUGCGGUGCUGUGCUCUGCAGAGGCCAAGGCGGCCGCGCGCCUGGGCUCAGGGCCUGCGGCGUCGGAGGCCUGCUGCAUGAUGAGCGCGGACUUCGAGGUGGAGGAGGAGGCAGAGGCACAGCAACGCUGGACCUUGCCGCGGGAGACUCGAAUGGCAGUGUUGGAGCGCCAGCUGCCCGGGAAGCAGCUGCGAGUGGACGCCCUGUUUCCCGCAGGAUUCGACCUCGCAAAGUUCUCGGUGGAGGAGCUUUGGGCUUCGGUCUCUGCGUCGCCCAAGCCAAAGGUGCUGGCCCUUUGCACGGAGCACAUCUCCUCGUCCGCAGGGCUGAGGGCCCGCACUGGCAGGCUGUUCCUUUGUGGAGACGCCAUGACAAUGCUGAGCCCCUGGAGCGGGGACCUGGGCGUGGAGGAUGCCGCGAACCUGGCCUGGAAGUUGUCACUGGUUCUUCUGCAAGCCGCCCCUCCGGCGCUGCUGGAUACCUAUCAGGCAGAGAGGCAGCAGUGUCACCUGGCGGCCUUGCAGCAGCAGAAGCUAGAGGAGGUGCUGGCGCCCGGGGACGGCACCAGCAAGGAGCCGCGGGACGCGGCCUUGGCCCUGCUUGCGGCGGGGCUCUUGGCCCUGGACCUCGCAGGACCUCGCCCCCAGAUAAGGCGCAGCCCCUUGUUCUGUGCAGAUGAGGCGGUGGGUGCCUGCUUCCAAGGCGCCCCAGAGGUGGGCGAGGCCUUUGCGGACUGUGCCGUGGAGGAUCUCGAGCUCGAGGUGGAGGCCAAAGCAGCGCCUCCGGAGGAAGCCAAGAGCCGCGGUUUCCUGCUUGGCCACCUGGGGCCCUUUUUUACCUUGGUGGUCUUCUGCUUAUCAGUGGAGGACGUGCCGUGGGAAGCUCUGAGGCAGCUGGACAGGUCCAACUUCCAGCUGACCUUGGAGUUGGUGCGGAAGGUGGUGGUUGUGCUGGACGCUUCUUCUUUGGAACGCAUGUCUGAGAGGCAUGUGGAGGCAGUGGCCCGGGCCGCCCGCCUGGGUGCCCGGCUGCUGGCGGACCGAAGCCGCGCCUGCGGCGCCUACGACGCGCGGCCUGGGACCGCGGUGCUGCUGCGCCCAGACUCUCUGGUCGCGGCGCGCUGGCGCCAGCUGGGGGAUGAGCGGGACGUGCAGCGGGCCUUCCUGCGGGCCACCGGGCACCUGCUGCACGUGGUGCCGCGCGUGCCGAGCCCCCGUAGCAGCGCGAGUGGCGACGAGCCCCAGCUCCGCCUGCAGCCGUGGCAGGGCUGCGCCCUGCUGCGGCACCUGCAGAUGCCAGCUCAGCAGGCCGUGGCGGCCCUGAUGCUGCUGGCGAGCUACCUGGGCGAGGCGCCGGUGUUGGAGGCCGUGGAAAUGGCCAAGGCGGCGCUCAAGAAGGACCUGGGCGAAGUGAAACCGCUGAAGCUGAGCCUGCCCGCAAAAGAGCCAGGUCCUGUGCCUCCUGCAGAUGUCUUGAGCGUCGUCAAGAGCUUGGCGGAGGAGGGCGCUGGGCUGGUGCCGCUGGAGCUGGCGGUGGACACCAUGCAUAAGAUGCUGAAACAGGAGCCGGAGAUCUUAGCAUCUAUGGCGCCUGAGCAAGGUGUGGAGGAGCUGCGGGAGCUGCUGGCCAAGCAGCUGACGGAAGCGGAAGGACAGGAGGUGCUGGCGUCGCAGGUCAUGGUGGCGGACGGCGCCAAAGCGCUGGAGGCUCUGCUGUGGGAGCUCGAUGAGGCAGCCAGGCGCACGCCGCAGGAACCAAGAGAGGUGCUGGUGGUGGGCUGCUGCCCUGAGCAGUGGAGCACCGCAUUGGACGCCUGGCAGGUGAGGCACUACUUCCCCAGCGGGGAGUGCUUUGAGGUGGUGGCCGCUGAUGUGGCGGCCCACGUCACGGGGCGCACGGUGGCGGUGCUCCUGCCGCUCUACGGCCUCGCCACCGGCGUGCCGCUGACCCAGGCGGAGCUGGCGCGCCUGGGCCACUUUGUGGACUUCGAGGCGGCCCGGCGCCGGAGCUCGGGCGGUUCUUUGCCUUUGGCGCUGCUGGUGGACGUGGGGCUCCGAUCUCUGCAGCUUGACGCGCAGGCAGAGUGUUUGCCGGUUUUGCGGCACUGCCGCAGCUGCGCGCUGCUGGGGGACCUCUUCGGCGAGUGGAGCGCAGCACCGAAGCUCCUGGCGCAGUUUGUCGCUCUAGGCGCCGGCCUCAGCCAGUACUGCCCGCGAGCUGCGCCCACAGUCGCGCUGGUGCAGCGGCUGGCAGCACAGCUGCCGUUGGAGCCCCGGAGUUUGGAGGGCCUGCGCCGGCGCCGCCAGAUCCUGCUGGAGGCACUGAGCCGUGCGGGCCUGCAGGUGCUGGGGAAGCCCCGUGCUGGGGGCCACAUGCUGGCGAGACUGCCGGAAGACAUUGCAGAGUCCGAGUACUGCGAGGCGUUGGCACGGCAUGGUGUGCCGGCGCAGCAGGGCACUUUGCUGGGCUGCCCUGGUUGUGUGCGGCUCUGCUUCUCCUUGCGAUUCGACCUUCUGGAGGACUCCGUGCCGCUCUUUGCGCAGGCGGUGCAGGAGGUGCGGCGCAAGACCUUCAUGGUGAAGCCGCAGGCGGAGCCGAAGGAGCACACCGAGCCGAAGGUCCCAACGGAGACCGCGCCGGAGGUGACUGCAGUGGACCUGGCGCGCUCCAAUGAGGCAGUCGCUGGGCCUGAGGAGCCUUCGCCGCCUGAAGCGAAGGCGGCCGAGGAAGCUGCGGAGGCCAGAGAGGCCGGCACGGAGCCGAAGGCGGAGGAGACGAAGGCAGAGGAACCGAAAGUGGAGGAACCGAAGGUGGAGCCGAGCCCGGAGGCGCAAGUACCCCCAGAAGAGGAGGAUGCGGGGGAGGAGGACGAGGAGGAGCAGGAGGAGUCGGUGGCAGAGGAGAGCGCUGAUGCAGGCGACGUGGACGAGGACCUGGCAGUGGACGAGGCGGCGCUAGCCGCAGCCCAGCAGCGAGGCGAGGUGGCGCCCCUGGGCCCGCAGCUGCGCCGGAACCUGCGGGCCGUGGCGUGCGUGGCGCAGCUCAGCGGAGCCAUAGCCACGGAGCUGAUCGCCCAGGCGGGCUUCGAGCUGAUCAUCGUGGACCACGAGUACGGGCCCGGGGACUUCUUCUCCGCCGCGAACCUCGUGAGGUCCGCCGCGGGUGCCGGCGCCCAUGCGAUGCUGCGCCUGCCCUGUGCCGACGCCACGCAGGUCUACCGUGCGCUGGAAGCGGGCGCUGAAGGGCUGCUGCUGGGCCAAGUGACCUCGCGGCAGCAGGCAGAAGCCUUCGCACGGCUGGUGGCCCAUGUGAGCGAGAAGGCCAGGGAUGACGCCUACGUGGAGUGGCGCAGCUCGCCGCCGCCGCCGCUGGAAGAGGCACCGGCCCCGCGGCCCCUCGUGGCGGUGGAGUUGGAGCCGUCCUGUGCCAUUGCCACGGCGGAGGAGUUGUUGCGCGCAGAGGGGGUGGACCUUGUCAUGGUGGACCCGGAGCGCUGCCUUGAAGCCCUACUGGGGCAGUACCGCUCUGACGACCUUGGCGGCACUGGCUUCCCCCCGCGUGUGCCCGCGGCAACAGUGCCGGCGGGCUACACAAUGGAAGAGACCAAGGAGGGCGAGGAGCCCGAGGGCCCGCCCACGGCCACGGUGGCCGAGCCCUCCCCACCCCCCGGGCCACCCCCAGGGGCGCGGCGCACGGUCACCUUGGCGCUGAAAGCGCCGCAGCUCUCCACGCGAAUGCGCGCCGUGGGGGGCGCCGCGCCCCUGCAGGCGGCGGAGGCCAUGCAGUCCUUUUGGUCCUGCUUUGAUGCCUUGCCACAGGUCGCGCGGGACAACCGAAAGCUGAUCGGCUGCACGGCGCAUGCGCGGAACACGGCCUUGGAUCUUCUGAUACAGGGGCACUCUGUCGUCGCGCUAUGUGCAGACCUGGUCCUGCUGCGGGAAGGUGCCCACCGCCAUGCCAACGAGAUGAAGACCGAGAGGGCCGGGGCCGGCACCCGGCACUGGGCGGCGCCUUUGGAGUCCCAGCGGGCGCGGCUGGCCACCAGCGCCCUGGUGAGCCAACUGCGGCGCCACAAGAAGGCCUUGGCUGCCUUCCUGCACCUGGGGGAUGCCCUGGCAGCGGAAAACCUCUGCAUGGCCGGGUUCGAGGCUGUGGUCUUGGACCAUGAGCAGGGCCCCGGGGACCUUUUGAAUGCCGUGGGCCUGGUACAUGCUGCUUCCAGCGCGGGGACCCACCCGCUGCUGCGCGUGCCGAGCAAUGAUCCUGCGUAUCUCCGGCGAGCACUGCAGCUCGGAGUGGAGGGCCUGAUCUUGCCAAUGACGGAGAGUGCCAGCCAGGCUGAAGACUUCAUCGCCGCAGUGAAGAAGUCCUUCCCCUCGUCGAGCCUCCGCGGGGCAGGCGGCACCGCCGCGGCCCUGCGCAGCGCGGCGCCGCAGGCGGCGCAGUUCCUGCGCCGCCGCGAGGAGCUGCUGCUGAAGGCGGUGCAGGUGGAGACCGAGGCAGGGCUCGCGGCGGUGAAGGACAUCGCCAAGGUGGACGGUCUGGACAUGGUCUUCUUCGCUCCGGUAGAGCUGGCCGCUUCGGCCCCGCGGGGCCAGGAGGCCGGGCUACUCCUGGCGCUGGAGACGGCUGAGGCCGAGGUCAAGAGAGCCAAGAAACUGCUGGGAGGCAUGCUGGUGCCUGGACGAUCGGCAGAGCAGAUGUUUUCAGCUGGCUAUGACCUCGUUUGCACGACCAGUGAUGUGAUCCUCAUCCGCGCCGCUGCAGAGAAUAUCGUGAGGGAGUCGAAGCCGCCGGCCACCGGGCCCAAAGCUGGCCUGGUGCAGUGGGUGACGUCUGCCCGAGAGGCGAAGUUCGCCCGGAACGAGGAGACCCUGGUGAUGCGGCUGAAGAAAUCGCGCCAGGCGCGGGCCCUGGCGGUGAUGGCGCGCCUGGGCUCCGCGCGGGCGGCGGAGCUGGUGGCCUCCAGCGGUUUCGAGGUGGUGGUCCUGGACCACGCCAAGGGCGCCGAGGACCUGCUGGGCGCCGUGGGCUUGAUCCACGGGGCGGCCCGCGCGGGCGCGCAUACGCUGCUCCGCGUCCCGGCGCUCAGCCGGUCGCACCUGCGGCGUGCCCUGCAGAUCGGCGUGGAGGGCGUCAUCUUGCCGGGGGUGGAGACGCCUGAGGAAGCCCAUGCCCUGGUGGAGCUGUGCCUCUACCCCUCCAGGAAUCUGCGGGAGGACAGCCACUCCUCCGAGGCGCGCAUGAAGAACCAGCCCUUCCGGCGCAUGGACUUCAGCUUUGCCCCGCCGCUGGUGGAGUUCUACGGGCAGCGGGUGGCGGAGUUCACGCGGCGCCAGGGGGAGGCGAUGCUGAUCGCGGUGCAGGUGGACACACCGGCUGGCGCCGCCCGCAUUCGGGACAUCGCCAAGGUGGAGGGCAUUGACAUGCUCUUCGUGGACGCUUUGCGCCUCUCAGGCGCUGAUGUGGAACGCAUCGAGACCGCCGCCAAGUCGAGCAAAAGGCUGCUCGGGGGCUUGUUGGUGCCCGGCUGCAAGGUGGAGGACAUGUUCCGGGCAGGCUACAAGCUGGUGUGUGCCGCCUCGGACCACGGGCUCCUGGCUGAAGGUGCCAAAGCAUGCCUCCUAGCCGAGCGGCCCGCGGAGUAGGUCGACUGAAUGCCGGCCUGAUCGGAGACAGGAAACGCGGUCCUGCGGGCUGCAUGUUUAUCCGCUGGCCAAAGUGAUUCGUUUGGAGGUUGGCGCAGCACGGUCGACACUGUAUAUAGACAGCUGAGACUUCCUCGAGGUGGC